AUGGACAUGGACCACCAACACCAACACCAACCUCAACCUCAACCUCAACCGCCCGCUCCCCAAUUCGACGGCCACGACGACACCUUUGGCGGCAUCGAAGGCUCCCCGCACGUUGCGUCCAACAAUGGCUUCCAUCACCAGCACAGCCAGUCGUUAGACCAAGCUAUGCCCGCCAGCCCACGACAAGACGACGACCCCGCCCAUCGAUAUACUCCUCCAGUCUCAGCACCUUCACACUCACGGCCCGCCAGCGGUCUGUCCAACCCGACACAUCAGGCUCACGGCGACUAUAGGCAAGGGUCUAACGAGCCCCAAAACGGACGGAACCAUGUCGUCAUCAAGGUUGGAAUGGUUGGCGAUGCCCAGAUUGGCAAGACCUCCCUGAUGGUCAAGUACGUAGAGGGCAGCUGGGACGAAGACUAUAUUCAGACUCUAGGCGUCAACUUUAUGGAAAAGACCAUCUCCAUCAGAAAUACCGAAAUCACCUUUUCCAUCUGGGACUUGGGUGGCCAACGGGAGUUUGUCAACAUGCUGCCAUUGGUAUGCAACGACGCAGUGGCCAUCCUGUUCAUGUUUGACCUGACAAGGAAGAGCACGCUCAACAGCAUCAAGGAGUGGUACAGACAAGGACGAGGGUUUAACAAGACUGCCAUUCCAAUCUUGGUGGGCACCAAGUAUGACCACUUUGUCAACUUUCCCAUUCAAGACCAGGAGGAGAUUUCCAAUCAGGCGAGGAGAUUUGCCAAAGCAAUGAGAGCGUCUUUGAUCUUUUCGAGUACUAGCCACAGCAUCAACGUACAAAAGAUUUUCAAGAUUGUUCUAUCAAAAGCCUUCGAUCUGAAAUGUACCAUCCCCGAGAUCGAAAACGUCGGCGAACCCCUCCUCCUCUACCAGUCGGUCUGA
Messenger RNA from Pochonia chlamydosporia 170, 903 nucleotides. Its product is annotated as protein TEM1. Bases 1 to 903 code for a protein of 300 amino acids. The transcript has 3 exons. Gene Ontology annotation, cellular component: spindle pole body. Lineage: Eukaryota; Fungi; Ascomycota; Sordariomycetes; Hypocreales; Clavicipitaceae. Gene Ontology annotation, molecular function: GTPase activity; GTP binding. The record is from RefSeq and is a predicted model, not a curated record. Gene Ontology annotation, biological process: regulation of exit from mitosis.